Molecule: messenger RNA, 2799 nt
Organism: Lontra canadensis (Northern American river otter)
Lineage: Eukaryota; Metazoa; Chordata; Mammalia; Carnivora; Mustelidae
Gene: IQUB
Product: IQ motif and ubiquitin domain containing
Exons: 13
Coding region: 113-2521 (802 amino acids)
Biological process (GO): cilium assembly
Cellular component (GO): motile cilium; acrosomal vesicle
Molecular function (GO): protein binding
Source: RefSeq, a predicted model, not a curated record
UUGCUAGGAUAUGGCAGGCAACAGAGAAUGCGGCGGGUGUGGACGCUGCUUCCUCGGAGCGGUUCUUGAGAAACCUCUGCGACCCGAGUAGCUCCGUUUCUCAGUCAGGAAAAUGUCUGAUCAGGAAGAAGAAUUUGAUGCUGAGAAUGUUGUGAAUGCAUCAGAAGAAAAUAAAGAUGCUUCUGGGAUUAUCAGUAUUCCACUUCCCUCUGAAGAGUUUCCAGAGUCAGAUCAAGCAGAAGAUAAUGAAUCUGAAGUUGAACCAUCCAGUGAGGGCUAUACAACACAUGCUAAGGAGGAAAGUCACCAGGGCUUAUCAAACGUGGAACCAGAAGAUGAAGAACCACUCAUGGAAGAAGCUUUGUUGCCCAAACAAGUUUCAUAUUUUCCAGAAAGUUCUACAGAGCACUAUCUAACUAAAUAUGAUAAUGUAAUGCAGCCAGCCAAACAGUAUUCAAAGCCUGGAUCUCUGGCUUUUCUGGAUAAGAUAAAGGCUAUAAAGGAAUCUCUGAAAGCAUCAGUGAACAAUCCUUUAGCAACAGUAAAAGUUGUACUUUUUCCUGUGGGCCAGGAAAUUAUAAUGCCUUUUAAAAUAGAUAUCACUAUAAAAUACCUCAAGGAUCAUUUUUCGUAUCUACUAAAGAUCCCAUCUAAUAUACUGCAGAUAAGAUAUUCAGGAAUGAUUCUUAAAAAUAAUGAGACUCUACUGCAACAUGGAGUUAAGCCACAGGAUAUUGUACAAGUGGAAAUUUUUUCUACAGAUCCAGAUCUAUUUCCAAUCAAAAGAAUACAAGGAUUAAAUGAUGCCUCUCAAAUCAUAACUGUCAGAGUACAAACUGGCAUUACUGAGUACCAGGAGGUAGCUGUUGAGAUUAUAAAAUCUGACUUUCACAAACCGUUUCUUGGUGGAUUCAGACAUAAAAUAACAGGAAUAGAAUAUCACAAUGCUGGAACACAAACUGUACCUAAAAAGAUUCCCAAAAAAGACAAUGUAUUUUGUAGGGAUACCCAGACAGUUCUUCAGAGAAAAAAGUUCCAACAGACUACAAAUACAACAUCCACGCAGAUGACUAAAAUUGGUGUGUAUGUAUCAAACAUGACUGAUAAACUGGUAACACCAGGAAAUUAUUUUUCAGCAGCAGAAUACCAUGCUCAAAGACUACAGUCGGUAAUAGUGCUACAGACUUACUAUAGACAAUGGCAUGCUAAAGUUGUGGUAGAGAAUUUAAAAAGACAGAAAAUGUUAAGAUUCAAGUGGGAAGCAGAGGAAGAAGUAAGGAAAACACAAGAAAAAGAGGAAUGGAUCAAAUUGGACUACUACCGGAGGCAUAAUCCUCAAACAAAAGAAGAUUUUGAGCUUCUUUAUAAUGCCCUGGAACUCUGGAAGCAAGAAGAAUUUGUACGCAUUAACCAGUCUUUCACUGGAGCUGAAAGGAAAGCUGCUCUAUGCGAACUUCUGGAGAAAGAGACCCAGAUAAUUGCUUCCGUUGGGAGGCAUAGAUACAUCGCAUACAUGGCAAACCGGGAAGCAUCAAUACAAGCUUUUUUGGAUAAGUGUUCAGCUCCAAAGGUAUGGAGAACAUUGAGUGGCAAAAUAAUUGAGAUGGAUACACAGUUUACCAUCAGAGCCAGAGAGCUGCAGAACAUCUAUAAGUGCAUUCUACUGAAAAAUAUCUCUCAAGAUGAAAGGCUGGAUGUACUCCUAACGCUUAAACAUACUGUGAAGGAACAUGAAUGUAAACUGACUCAGGAAAUUCUAGAAUUGAUUGACAGAGAGGUGGACCUUAUAAUGAGAGGAGUCAAACAUUGUAAUCUUGAAGGACUCAGAAAAAGAAUUGCAACACUCUUUUUUCAUUACAUCAAAACACCUCUAUUUAAUCCAGAAGUUGCAAGACAUCUUAAGGUCCCUCCAGACCCAUUGAAGUUUUAUAAGAAGAUUUAUUUUUGCCACGGUUGCCAGCUCUAUUUGCCUUCCACAGAGUUUGCCGUCUCAUCCACCUUACACCGCAUAUACCGGUGUCGUCACUGUAUUAACCUUGACAAUGAGACUCGACAACGAGAAUCAUUUUUGAAGUACAAAUGUCUACUUCAGCGGCUCUACUAUUCAGAAGCUGAUUAUGAAGAUGAUUCCAAAAUUGCUUUCCUGAUCCAGCUACAAGAUAUUCAGUACCUGGUAGAGAACAUCUGGGCAUCGCAGUCAGUGCUUAGCGCCUGGAAGGAUCUCAAUGAUCUGGUCAUGGUCAGGUGGGAUAAGUCCUUGGAAUGGUCCCCCUGGAACUGCAUUCUUCUUACCAAAGACGAAGGUGUUGCUCAUCUCAAGCUAACAAGUAUUGAAGAGGGAUAUGAACCCUUGUUUAUUCACAAGAUCAAACACAAACAUAUCCUGGCUAAGAACUAUUUUUCUCAAAUUCCAGUGCUGGCUUCAUAUUUACUUGGUGAUGGUGAGAUAGAUGAGAUCCAAAAGAAAUAUCACUCAGAAACAACUCCUAAGAUUAUAGUGUCCCAGAGGCCUAGUCCCUAGAAGAUCCAGGAGUAUUUGAUGAUCAGCAUUUUUGUCCACUGCUAAUAGAGGAAUACAGAGGCUGUACAAUAUGGAAAUAGAAUUUUAUCUUUUUAUUGAUUUUAGUUGUUUUUUGUUUCUCGUAGUAUGAUAAGUUUAUGAAGACAAAACAUCCUUAUAUAAAUGUUUUAUUAUUAGACAUUUAGUGAAAAUUGAAAUACAGUUUAGUUCCUGAAAGUAAUAUUUUAAAGUAAAGAGAACAUUUUAUUUUUCAUAUUUUCACAAUUAAAAUUUUUAGA